UAUUCAUAUAGGAGAAACCACCUAGAUCCAUUAACGUCUCCAUAUGUCCCAUCGAUUGAGAAAAUUUUGAUUUUAACCACAAGCCUAUAGCUAGUGGAGCCUAUUGCUACCCUAUUUGCUAGUGGAGUCUAUUUACUGAAAGUUUUACUUUCUAAGUAAAGAUAAAAUUUGUUUUGCUAAGCUUGAUUCUACUUUGAAGAUGAAUUCAUACCAUGAGUUGGAAGGAAUGCUGAAAAACAAGAAAAAGAAGAAUAAAGAACAUGAAGCUGAGAAGAGUAAGAAGAAAUCCCAGAUGGUAUGCUUAUCGUGCGAGUCUUCCGCAUCAUCUUUCGACACUCCACCAACUGAACCUAAAUUCGAUGUGGAUCUAUCAGAAGAUGGUAUUUUUUCUUCUUCUAUGCCCGAGUUAUCCGUUCAUCUUGGCCGUGGUUACAUCUUAACAAUGAAAGAAUAUCAGAAUAGUAAAUACAUGUGCUUUUCAAGAGAAAUCAACGGUCGUAUAACUAACAGAUUCAAUUUACCAGCUAGCUUGAAGGAUAACCUAAAAGAAGCCAUAAAAUUAGCGGCAGACCAUGCAUCAAAGUAAAGCUGAGAUACAAGUGUUUCAAACUAUCAUAUUCUAAA
Argiope bruennichi is the source of this 624-nucleotide messenger RNA. RefSeq lists its product as uncharacterized. The transcript has 3 exons. The record is from RefSeq and is a predicted model, not a curated record. Lineage: Eukaryota; Metazoa; Arthropoda; Arachnida; Araneae; Araneidae. Bases 200 to 586 code for a protein of 128 amino acids.